Messenger RNA from Serinus canaria (Common canary), 5849 nucleotides. RefSeq names its product TBC1 domain family member 5 (gene TBC1D5). Lineage: Eukaryota; Metazoa; Chordata; Aves; Passeriformes; Fringillidae. Gene Ontology annotation, molecular function: GTPase activator activity. The record is from RefSeq and is a predicted model, not a curated record. Bases 543 to 2960 code for a protein of 805 amino acids. Gene Ontology annotation, biological process: activation of GTPase activity. The transcript is spliced from 24 exons.
CCCUUUCCUUCCCUUCCCCGGGUCUCCCCCACCGCCUCCCCCUGCCCCGCGUCCCUCGCAGGGCGUCGGGCCGGCACGGGGGUCUGUGCGCCGCGCCGAGCCGCAGGGAGGGAGGGCGGGAGGGGAGGAAGGAGGGAGGCGGGGAGGGAGAGAGAGAGAGAGAGAGAGGCUGAGCCAGAUCUUCAUGCCACUGCAGGCAGCAGCAGCAGCAGCAAAACUUCUGAAGGUUUGCAGAAGACAAUAAGAGAACCACCAAGAAGGCUAUUGCAGCGUUGUCAAUUCCAGAAGUCUGGUACCAAGACUGCCAUUCCAGCUUCCUCAUUGCUCCUGGUGGCUGGGGCAUAUCCCAAUGCUAUUUGCCUGUUGAAUGUGUGGAGAAUAUCUUCCUGAAGACAACUGUCUCUUUUGUAUUGGAGCACCUGCCACUACAGGAGUCAAGGUCUUAAGGGAACGUUGCUUCUCCAUCCUUGCUGUAUUCUUCCAUGUCAGAUCAAGACACCUGACGGAUAAAAACUCAUCAGUUGGAAUUUACUACUGCCAGUAUGUAUCAUUCUGUGUCUGAAACCAGUCACCCUUUGCAAACAGAGGAACAAGAGAUAGGCAUUGAUCCCUUGCAGAGUUUUUUGAACAAGCCAGGGGAAGGAGGAUCAAAUGAAAACGGAAGUACACCCUCCACCUCAGAUUCAGAUGGAACUUUUAUUUCUUACAGUAAAGAAUGGGAAGAACUAUUUGUAAACAACAAUUACUUGGCAACAAUACGGCUGAAGGGGAUUAAUGGGCAGCUGAGAAGCAGCAGGUUCCGUAGUGUUUGCUGGAAGUUAUUUCUGGACGUUCUACCGCAAGAUAGAAGUCAAUGGAUUAAAACCACUUCAGACUUAAGAACUUCUUACAGUAAGAUCAAAGAAAUUCACAUUACAAACCCUCGGAAGGCAGGACAGCAAGAUCUGAUAAUCAACAACCCACUCUCUCAGGACGAGGGGAGUCUUUGGAAUAAAUUUUUCCAGGAUAAAGAGCUUCGAGCAAUGAUUGAACAAGAUGUGACAAGAACCUUUCCUGAAAUGCAGUAUUUCCAGCAAGAGAAUGUAAGGAAAAUUCUUACAGAUGUUCUGUUCUGCUACGCCAGAGAAAAUGAGCAGUUGCUUUAUAAACAGGGCAUGCAUGAACUUCUAGCUCCCAUUGUCUUUAUCCUACACUGUGACCACCAGGCUUUUUCACAUGCCAGUGAAGCUGCACAACCAAGUGAGGAAAUGAAAGUUCUUUUGAAUCCUGAAUAUCUGGAACAUGAUGCCUAUGCAAUGUUCACACGUCUUAUGAAAACAGCAGAACAUUGGUUUACAACUUUUGAACAUGACAGUCAGAAGGAGAAAGAUGUGAUGAUAACACCUAUGCCCUUUGCAAGGCCACAGGAUUUGGGGCCAUCUAUUGCUAUUGUAGCAAAAGUAAAUCAAAUUCAGGAUCAUCUGCUGAAGAAACAUGAUAUUGAGCUGUACAUGCAUCUGAACCGACUGGAAAUUGCUCCACAGAUUUAUGGACUGCGAUGGGUAAGGCUCCUGUUUGGACGUGAAUUUCCUCUUCAGGAUCUUCUGGUUGUCUGGGAUGCUCUAUUUGCUGACAGUAUCACCCUGAAUUUAGUGGACUACAUUUUUGUAGCCAUGUUGUUGUAUAUCAGAGAUGCCUUGAUUUCAAGUAAUUAUCAGACCUGUUUGGGACUUCUGAUGCAUUAUCCACCUAUUGGAGAUGUUCACUCCCUUAUCCUGAGAGCGCUUUUUCUCCGAGAUCCAAAGCGAAAUCCAAGACCAGUGACUCACCAGUUCCAACAAAAUUUAGAUUAUUACAAAGCACGCGGAGCAGACUUGAUGAACAAAACCCGUGCCAGUGCUAAAGCUGCCCCUUUGAACAUUAACAAAGUCUCCAACAGCUUACUGAAUUUUGGCCGAAAGCUCAUUGCUCCGGCCAUGGCUUCGGGUGGGGCAGUGGGCACUCCUGCUGGCGGGAGCAGCUUCCCUCCCUCUUCAGUGCCAAGCAGGAGCACAGUGGAAGCCCCUCAGCACCAGCAGCACCACCAGCAGCAGCACCAUCACCACCACCAGUCACAGCAGCAGAGGAUGAUGAAGUCUGAAAGCAUGCCAGUUCAGCUGGGCAAAGGCCAAAGUUCAAAAAACAUCAGUUCAUCUCCAAGCAUAGAGAGCUUGUCUGGAGGACGUGAAUUUACAGGAUCUCCACCUUUGUCUGCAUCAAAGAAGGAUUCCUUUUUCAGCACCAUCUCCCGCUCUCGUUCCCAAAGCAAAACUAUGAGCAGAAAAGAGUCGGAGGAGGAAUUAGAGGCCCAGAUUUCAUUCCUACAAGGACAGCUAAACGAUUUGGAAGCCAUGUGUAAAUAUUGUGCAAAGAUGAUGAACACGCAUCUUGGAAAUAUUCAGGAAGUCAUUUUGCAGGAACGCUUGGAAAAAGAAGAUGAAAUUCUGGUUUCCUUGGCUGGUUUGAAGCAGAUCAAGGAUAUCCUGAAAGGUUCAUUGCGUUUCAACCAGAGCCAGCUGGAAGCUGAAGAAAAUGAGCAAAUCACUAUUGCUGAUGAUCAUUACUGUUCCAAUAAUCAGAACAAGGGGGCAGGUGACGUCCUAAAGGGACCUGUCAUGACAAAGCAACAGUUCAUCUCAGGACAACAGACUACAACGGAUCCAAGUACUAGUGAGAGCAAGAGUGCUGAUGACUAUAUUAUGGUUUCCAAAGAAGAGGAGAAAAGUAAAAGUGCUGUUCCAGAGCCAGUACAGCCCCUUCAGGCACACAAGGAAGCAGCAGUGAAGCCAGAAGCUCCAUCUCGUUCUUCUUUGAUAUUUUCCGACCCUCUGAUGGGCUCCAUUUCAGCCUCCUCCAGCAACCUGAGCUCCAGCCCUGAUGAUGACAGUAGUAAUAACAGCAAAGAUUCUGACUUUGCUAUUGUCAGCCCACUGGACAUCUAAGGAAACAGGUUGGGAGAGUUUGGGAAACCUGUCAUUACAACUCAGCUCUAAUUUCUGUGAUUCCAUGGGUUGGAUAGUUCUUUGGAUUACAAGGACAAAAUAUAGAUAAAGGUAGCCCAUUUCAGCUGCCAAAAGCCUAAAUUAAAAUAAAAAGGCAAACAAACAAAAAAUACAUAAAUUUGCUACUUUUAAAAAAUAAUAUAUACAUUUUAAUAACUGCCUUAAAUAAAGACCCAGUAAAACCCAGUUCUAAUAUACAGUUAUUAUUAAUUAUGCUGUUACCCUACUUAGGAGCUUUGUUACUAUAGAACUGUUGCUUUCCCAAAACAUAAAAUAGUAGUAUAUGCUAGGUACCAUAAUGGAAAUGUGUGGUUACCUGGCAUCAGACCUGAAGCACGAAAGACAGCCUAGAUUUAAUAUUGUCCUUUUACAAAAUAUGUUUGACUGGGUUUUCUGUGUAGGAAAGGGUACUGUUUCUUCAGAGACUGUGAUUAGAGAAGUUGGGAAUGAGUAUCAAAAAGAUUAAAAGCAUCAUCCUGGUAGGAAGUUUGUUCUCCCUUGAGGAAUCCUAGUUACUUCAUUUUCAUCCUGCAAUAGCCUGAGGUGUGUUCAGGUUUGUGUAGGUGUUCCUCAGUGCUUACAGGAGACUAUGUGACAAGCUCCUUGAGAAUGGGGACCUACACAACAGAGUCUUAUUUGCCUUUCUCUACUUUUUCCCCUUGAGAGCUCCCAGUUCACCUCUUUCCUUCCUUAUCUUUGUCUACUUCUACUUCCCCUGGCAUGAUUUUUUUAAUUUUGCUCAGAUUACCGCAGUCAAGAAGAGGGUGCAAGGGAAAUAACAGUAUUUCAUAAUGUAGACCUGAGCUGGUUGAACUAAAACUAGCCUAAGUAUGAUUACUUACCAGGGAAGGUUGCAAAGUGAAAUGAAAUGUUCAUAAUAAAAAGCACUUUAUGUCUCAUUGCUAUUACCUUCUGUAGACUCUGUUUACAUAUAUUCCUAUAUGAUUUCCAUAUUUCUAAUCACAAGAAACAUAAUGGUGCAGCAGCAUUAACCAACAGAAAGUUUCUGAUUAGUUCUGUUACUUGUUCUUAUAUGGAAAAGUGUAUUUUUUUCCCAUCAAGUCCAUAGUACAUUUAAUAACAGCUUUCUUCAAGUAGAUAAGCGGGGCUUUCUGUACUCUCUGAUCCAUUUAACCUCUGUUGGAAUUCAGAAAACAAAACUGGUGGUGAGUAGACUGCUCCUCUUGCAGGACCCACACAGAGUUAGCUUGAGGAAGGAGUAUUAUUAUGUCUCUGUCACAGCAGCAAAAAAAAGCAUCAUUUGCUUUAAGAUGCAUAUACAUUAUACCAUGCAACAACUUCCUAUUUGCAUGGCAAAGCUUGUGUUUGUUCAAAGUUAUGAAAUUGUAGUUAUUUGCUGCUUAGUCUGUAAUUGUAAAUGAAGUACUGUAUCCCAAAGAUGAGGUGACGUAAUUUGCCAGUCUUAGAUUUUACAAGGUCUGUGUCCGUGACUGAACUAAAGAGUUAAUUGUCAUGUAAUUACAUGGUAGCUGCCAUCCUUACAUGUUCAAAAGCCACCAUGUAGUUCUUCGGAGAUUAUUUGUGCCUUGUAAAAUGUUAAAAUACUAGAAUGUUAAGAGCAGGCAUAGCAUCACUCCUCUCUGCAAUAGAGUGAUGCAAACAGUCAGGUGGCUGUUUAGAUGAAAGAUCUCAAACGCAUAACAUUUUGGAGAGGUGUUUAUUUUAAGCUUCAUAAAAGAUCACUUUGGAAUUCAGCAUGCGUGCCUGUCUCCAGUUUAUUUUAUUACCCUGAGUUUGCAUGAAUGCCAGGGGAUGGGGUGGCUGGUUGAUUUAUUUAGGUCUUUCAAGCUUUUCCAGCUUUAACCUAUACAAUAAGGCUUGUGGCUCCAUCAGCAAAGAGCGGCUGUUGAAGAAGUUCCUAUGGAAAGAGGAAAGAAAUAUUCUGGGGACAGAGAGAAAAGUUUUAUAUUCUGUGAUACAUAAACCUUCAAAGAUUCCAGUAGCUUGGCAGAAGAAAAUGUUUUUACUUCUUUUUUAUUUUUUUAAGCAUCAGUCUUUUGAUUUCUAUUCUAGUGGGUUGUUUCAGGGAUCACAUUGCUAUUUUCUUGAACAGUCUCAUUGCCAAUGGAAGAAUGCGAUUUGUACAGGUUUUUUUUUAUUUUUGUAAAUUAGUUGUAUCUUUAAUGUUGCAUAUUUUAAAACAGUAGUUUAUAAAGAUUUGGGGAGUUUAUAAGAAGAAUUAGUGAAUACCAAUAAACUGAAUGCGUAUCAUGCCAUGGGAUAUGAUAAGAAUCUCCAAAAGCAGAGAGACGAUUAUACAAAUAAGAUCAGAGCAACUCCGGUAAAUGAAUCUGGUUUGGUUGUACCAUGUCCUUUCACAUCUCAAAUAUGUUGUCUCUGAUAUUUGAUCAUAUUGCAGAGAUAAUGAAAAGUAUUUUAGUAUAUUCAUUAAGUUAGAAUCUUGUUAAUUAGAAAAAACAUCAAAUCAUCACCCUGUUUUGUGUUAUGUUAAGAAUAUACUGAAAGAGAAAUUGUCAUUUAAAAUACAAGAUUAUUCAUUUUCUCUGGAAAUGACCUGCUCAUAAUGUUCAUGGAUAACUGUAAUCAGAUAGAAAAAUAUUAGCAUUGCAAAUUGCUGACAAAAACUGAUGCAGCAUUAAGAUCGAUGAUCUGAGACUGUUUUACUGUAUUUACUUUAUAAAGUAAUAAAUAUUUAUUACUUUAAAGUCUCUUGCAUGUCAUGUCAGUUGUAUGUACUGCAGAAAGGCAGCAUCAUAUUUUGACUGGAUAUUGAUUUAGUCGUGGAGCUUUGUAUCUUUACUCUGGAAGAACAUUUAGCCCGCUUUAUUAAAGAAAGAGUUAACAAAC